UUUUUUUUUACCCAGAAAUGACUAUUGCAAAGAUACCUUUUGUGUUUAUGGCUGCGGCAUUGGCAGAAAAUGGUGGCAUUGGUUAUAAAAAUGGGUUACCUUGGAGCAUUCCUGGCGACUGGAGUUAUUUCGAAAAUACAACAAAGAAAUCUUAUGGUCAAGAAAAGUAUGUCCACAAGGAAGCAACGGAAUGGAGUAAUGUUGUUAUUAUGGGUCGCCAUUCCUUUGAAGCAAGACCAAUGUUGAAAGAACCUUUAGCAAAUAGAUACAAUAUAGUCGUUUCAAGAAAUCCCCACUACGAUUUUGGCACAUCAUCUAUUGUGGAGCUGGUUACCAGCUUGGAUGAGGCUUUCAGGAGAGCGGAAGCACUAGUGAAAGGGGAUGGUCGUAUCUUUAUGCUGGGUGGAGAAGAGAUCUAUAGACAAAGUAUCACUUUGCCUGAAUGUACCCAUGUCUUAAUCACCAAUAUCUACAGCUCUUUACCUGUUCCUUGUGAUACAUUUAUACCUAAAAUCGACCCUUCCGUCUUUAAAUUAGCCAGUCAUGAUGAGUUGGAAUUAUUUUUGAAAGAAAGCGUACCAAAGGGAAAGCAAACACAUGAACAUUUUGAGUACGAAUUUGUAUUAUAUUUGAGAAAAUAAUAAAAAUCAUGAACCCCCCACAAAAUAUUUAUACA
This is a messenger RNA of Mucor mucedo, 676 nucleotides long. RefSeq names its product dihydrofolate reductase. Gene Ontology annotation, molecular function: dihydrofolate reductase activity; NADP binding. The coding region runs from base 18 to 641 and encodes 207 amino acids. Gene Ontology annotation, cellular component: mitochondrion. The record is from RefSeq and is a predicted model, not a curated record. Gene Ontology annotation, biological process: folic acid metabolic process; dihydrofolate metabolic process; tetrahydrofolate biosynthetic process. The transcript has 2 exons. Lineage: Eukaryota; Fungi; Mucoromycota; Mucoromycetes; Mucorales; Mucoraceae.